Sordaria macrospora k-hell is the source of this 2439-nucleotide messenger RNA. Lineage: Eukaryota; Fungi; Ascomycota; Sordariomycetes; Sordariales; Sordariaceae. The record is from RefSeq and is a predicted model, not a curated record.
AUGCUUGUUACGAGGGUUUUGGGCACGCUCGGAGCGUUGGCCCUAACUCAGCUCGUCUCCGCCGCCGAAAGGCCGCUUUACCGCAGGUUCAACACCACGGAGGCCUCGAGCGUUGCUCCCGUUGAGUCUCUUGCGCCUGAAGAGAGCUUUACCGCUUAUCAUGGUGGUGAUGAAGACUAUGGCCCUGAUCACGAUAAGGGUUUUUGCAAGAAAUACGGGCACGAUUGUCGCAAGUGCGUCGAGCCAAUUGUAGUCACGACCACCAAGUACAUACCUAAGCCUGCCUCUACCUCUACCUGUACGGUGACAGUCACACAAUCGCUCACGACCACCCUCCUCGACACCAAAACGCUUACUGACACGGCCAUCGUGACCUCUGGAUACACGGAGACCGCUACCGACUACGAGACCAUUACUACGACCACUGUCUAUACAACAAGCUACCCAGUCACUACAACAAUUAGCAUCUGUAAUGGGGAGGAUCACUCUUCGUAUUGUGUUGUCAGCACGACGACUACAUGGAAGACCACCACCGAGACCUCGGUCGUUGAGACAACGGUCGAAGUCGCAGUCCCGACAACAGUUCCAACAACCGUUUACAUCCCGACGACAGAAGUGGAAACUGAGACAGUCAUUCACACUACGGCGAUCUCUGUCCCGUAUACUGUGAUUGACAGUACAACCUUCUGGUCCACCAUUGAAUCGACUUACACAAGCAUCCAUACCAUCGAAAAGACAACGACUAACUAUGUUGAGGUUAUCUGCACUACAACCACCACGGAAAUCAGCUCCUACCCGGUUACGGUGACGGGCACCAAGACGAUAUGGACGACCGACUACAACACAAUCACGGACACUUAUACCACGUUGGUUCCGACCACGACAACGGACGUCGUAACUACCACCGAUGUUGUGCUUAGCACUGUUGUCAGUGCUACGACGGAAACAACAACCUUCACCACGGUGACUUCUUACCCGGUGACUGUUACCGAUAGCACUACUUUCUACACAACCGAGACGACUGUAGUCACUUCUGUUAUUGUCAGCUCUUACACCACCGUUUCGACUGUCACCGAUCGCACGACCGCGACCGAGGUUUUCACUACGACCGCAACUGUCGUUCCGCCUCCCAUCACAACAACCGUGUCUGGCACUCCCAUCACCAUUACACUCCCUCCAACGAUUGUUACGCAGACCUUGGAUCAUACUAUCACUCAGACGGAGCAUACGGUCUCUACUCUAACGCUCCCAGGAACAACAGUGGUGACCACCUUUACAUCAGCUGCGCCCCCCACCACCACGACGUUGACCCUUGAUGGAACUACGAUUACUACCACCCUGCCCGCUUCUACGGUAACGAGCACGACGACCUUUUCUGUGCCCCCUCAAACCAUCACGCAGACGAUUACCAAGCCACCCUCGACGAUUACUAUUGCCACAACCGUCACGAGAUCGAUCUCGACUUGCUACCCCACGGAGACCGUCGCGCCCGCCCUUCGAAAGCCGUACGAUCCAAAAUCAGACCUAACAUGGGGUUGCAAACCUGGAUUUGUUUGCCACAAGCCGAAACCACAAGGUUGCAACUUGUGGGCCGACGCGCCGUCCGAUGAUUACACGUGCGAACCGCACUGGUGUAAGCCAGCUCCUUCGCUUCCUAAUGUGACCUGGCCAGAGAACGGAACUGGUUAUUUCCCACCAACUGAAGGGUAUUUCUACCUCAAUCCCAAUGCGUUCGGUUUGAGCGACGAUAUCUUUGAAGAGGAGCUCAUCAUUGUCGAGGUUGGCGGUGUCACGUCAACUAUUACCACCGGUAACUGGGAUGUCCAAACCGAUUUAACCUGGCCUCCGCCGCGCCCGACAUCAACCAGGUCAUCGGCGGCGGGAUAUGGAUGGAAGCGCGGCCUUCUCUCGAAACGGGUAAGCAGUAACGAUAUCGCAAUCUGUUACGAUGAAUGCGCGGAUGCCUUCCUUGAAGUCCAGCAAAUUGGUAAAUCGCUGGAGAUUUGCGACGAAACCUCGCCUUUCAAAGAAUACCUCAACAAAUGCCAAACAUGUGUUGAUGAUAAGCCGGAAAGUACCGACAAGAAAAACGCCAAGGAGUAUCUCGCGCCGAUAUGGGAUCAAUUCCUCGGUUGGUGCAAAGAGCAGACCCCUUCACCUGCCCCAUCGGACCCUCCCCCACAGCCGGUCGAGUCUGCCACUCCCUCGAUCUCCACAACUUCGCAGGAGGCAGCUAACCCAAGCAUUGCGCCCGUACCCAUCUCAACCUCGUCUUCUCAGCCAGCUCAGGAGCCUUCCACCACGACUACCUCCAUCGUCCCUCCUCCAUCCUCGAGCUCUUCUGCUCAACCAUCCCCAACCGGUGAUCUCUUCCUCAUCCUCCUCAUCUGCUCCUCCACCACCCACUUCUUCUUCUACGGUGGUGGCAGUUUCCUCUGA